UGGGCGAGUGUCGUCAGGAGGGGUGUGACCCCACCUGGCCUCUCUGGUACCGGCCCAACUGUCUGGUCGUAACAUCAGGUCUCCUCUCCUUUGGCCAAGUCCCUUUGGCCUUUAAGUAUCGCGUCGCUAAAUCAAAAUCUGGUCGCUCGUCGACGGAACGUCGCCACGCUCUUUUUGCGUCUCUCCUUCCUUGUUCCGUGGACAUGCCUUCUUGUUCUUAUUGUGAGUCGCGCGGCAUGGUGCGUUGCGCUGUCUCGCCGCAAGACUCUUCUCGUUGCAUUGAAUGCCUUCGUGUCAAUCGGUCUGGUUGCGACGUAUUGGGGGUGUCCAACGCCCAAUUGCGCAACAUCGGUCGGCAGCAUUCGAAGCUGGAUGCGGAGGUCGAGGCUCUGGAGGAGGACAUUUUGGCGGAGCAGCAGAGGAUUCAGGAGAAGCAACUGAAACUGCUUCGUUUGCGGAAACAAAAGAAAUUGUGGUUUGAGAAAAUGAUGCGAGCUGUGUCUCGCGGAAUUGAUGACUUGGAGGAAUUGGAUCGGGUGGAGCGUGAGGAGGCGGCACAGGAGGAGCGUCGGCGAUCAGCCGAGGUCCUGCCUGAAGUGUCCUUGGAGUCGCUGCUUCCGGAUUCCAAUUUUGUCUGGGAUUUGACUUUCCCGAUGGGUCCUCUGAAUCCUUCGUUGUUGGAUGAGAUGAAUGUUCUUGCGCAACAUUCCGUUGGUUCGUCUGGUGGUAUGGUUUCGAGUCCUGGUCGGCCCUUAACUUCUGGGAAUGAUCCAACUCCUGAUAGUAUUGGCGGAGCGGUUCCUGGCAAUCCUGGAGGUGGUUAAGGGGUUCCCAAGUGUUUUCUUCAUGCCCAUAGUUUUCCCAUUUAACAAGGUACUCUGUUUUGCCGUGGUUUCGUCUGUGGUCGAGUAUUCGUUCAACGUUGUAGGUUUGUUCUGCGUCGAUCUCGAUCGUUUCUUGUGUGCUGGUGCCGUGUGGUGCUGGUUCCAGUAGUGAUACGUGAAAUGUGGGGUGAAUUUUCAUGGUGUCUGGUAAUAACAGUCUGUAGUUGGUGUCGCUGAUUUUCUUGCUGAUUUUAAAAGGUCCAAACUUCUUAAAAUCGAGCUUGCUGUUAGGUCGUUGUGUUUUGAUGUUGCGUCGAAUGAGGUAGACGCUAUCUCCCUCCUUGAAGGAUGGUCCCUUCAUCCGAUGCUGAUUGGCGUAUUUCAUCAUUCUUUCUCGUACGAACUCUAGUUCCUGCUGGAGUUCUUUGU
This is a messenger RNA of Pyricularia oryzae 70-15, 1253 nucleotides long. RefSeq lists its product as uncharacterized. The transcript has 4 exons. The record is from RefSeq and is a predicted model, not a curated record. The coding region runs from base 204 to 824 and encodes 206 amino acids. Lineage: Eukaryota; Fungi; Ascomycota; Sordariomycetes; Magnaporthales; Pyriculariaceae.